GGUCAAUUGUCAACUUUUUUGGUCGGUGAUUGUCAAUGUCAGUCAAAUAAAACGUUAUCAAUUUCGUCUGAAUUUUAAAUUAAUUUAUCAGCAAAUGUACCCUAAAAACUAAAGUUAUGAAAUACAUUUCAGUAUCGUUAAUCGUAUCCUUAAUUUUUGCCGGUUAUGUGAUCAAUACCAUAUGGACGUUAGCCGAAAUUUUUAUACCGCCGGAAUGUAGUCGUGGCGAAAGAUGUUUCACUAAUUAUUUGGCUUUAAAGCCAGUACAGCAUCUUGUGCUAUAUACUUCAGUUAAGCAGCAUCCUUAUGAAAAUGGAAUGUACGAAGGAUCUGUCAACAAAGUGCAUACUUCUCUUAAAUUUGACUAUCUAAAUCCAGCAACGAUGACUGUAACAUUAAAAAUACCUCGCAAGACGCGUAAUAAUGGAACUCUAUACAUGCAUGCUGUCCUGCUGGACGAACGGAGGCUCUAUGAUGAUUUUAUAGACAUAUUUCGUUCGGAGUCUGUGCAUACGUUAUCACUAAUUACGCACACUGAGCCUCAAGCAGCAACAUUUAACCUACUGCAAUCUGAUAGUAAAAGUGAAAAGAAGACCAAAAACAAACAUGUGAAGCCCUAUGCACAUAUAGCUACAGUAGCACCACUUUCUAUUCUGACAGACAAUUUAAAUUUACCUGUGCACAAAAUACCUGGAGAAUUGUACCCUUACAUGAGAGUCAGGGAUGAAAAGUUUCUUCCAAUUAUCCAGCAUAAUGUACUGAAGUCGAGAAUAUCUCAUUUACAACUGUUAAACAGCAGUACUUCAGAAGUUAACGUCACAGUCAGUGUGGCUCCAGCCUCAUACGGCUCCUUGCGGUUAGCCAUACAUGUGCGUUUGGCGUUGGAACAGUUUCAUGUGUUGGGCUUCAGUGAUAAGGAUGUUGAUGAUGUCAAAGGCAUAUUCGCUGAUACGAAUUUAUAUUUGCUGUCAGCCACUGUUUUAAUUGCUAGUUGUCAUUUGCUAUUUGACUUCUUGGCAUUCAAGAAUGACGUUUCGUUCUGGCGCCGCAAGAAGUCUCUAGCAGGGCUGUCUGCCCGGACUGUGUUCUGGCGUGCUUUCUCUCAGAUGAUUAUCUUCUUUUAUCUUAUGGACGAGCAGACCUCGUUGUUGGUGCUAGUACCAGCCGGUAUCAGUGCUAUUAUAGAGCUAUGGAAGGUGACGAAGGUGCUUCACUUGCGCGUGUCGUUCCCCGGCUGGCGCGUGUGGCGCGUGCGCGUGUGGCGCGAGCGGGACUCCGACGCGGCCGAGCAGAGCACCGCCCGCGCGGACGCGGAGGCCAUGCGGUACCUCUCCAUGCUGCUGUACCCGCUGUGCAUCGCCGGCGCGAUAUACUCGCUGCUCUACGUCGCUCAUAAGAGCUGGUACUCGUGGGCGCUGAACAGCGUCGUGAACGGCGUGUACGCGUUCGGCUUCCUCUUCAUGCUGCCGCAGCUGUUCGUGAACUACCGCCUGCGCUCCGUGGCCGCGCUGCCGUGGCGCGCCUUCAUGUACAAGGCCUUCAACACCUUCAUCGAUGAUGUGUUCGCCUUCAUCAUCACCAUGCCCACCGCGCAUCGCGUCGCUUGCUUCCGGGACGAUCUGGUGUUCCUUGUCUACUUGUACCAGAGAUGGUUGUACCCCGUAGACAAGUCUCGUAUGGAUACCGCGUCUAGUAUGGACGAGAGCCCCGAAGAACUGGUACCCAUCAAGAAAAAGGAAGAAUAAUAAAGAUUAUAAGGUUAAAAAAAAUU
Maniola jurtina (meadow brown) is the source of this 1771-nucleotide messenger RNA. Its product is annotated as cleft lip and palate transmembrane protein 1-like protein. The record is from RefSeq and is a predicted model, not a curated record. Lineage: Eukaryota; Metazoa; Arthropoda; Insecta; Lepidoptera; Nymphalidae. Bases 117 to 1745 code for a protein of 542 amino acids. The transcript has 8 exons. Gene Ontology annotation, cellular component: membrane; endomembrane system.